CUCUUGCAUUGUGUAUUGGGACUUGCAAGAGGCAAGAAAAAAAGUUAACCACAGCCCCACAUUUUCUCUGUGCGACAUCACCACACUUUACAUGUCAGCAUUUCUCUGUUUACUUUCAACGGCGCGUAUGGGCAGGGUAACGUGGAUAUGAGCGGCAGCCUUGGGAAUGGACAAGGAGAGACAAAAGAUUUUCCUUCACUUCAUUGGAACUGCUCUACUCUGAAGCUGACGGACUGAGUACAGGAAGCCCCAUGGGAUGCUGAGAAACGCAUUUUUAUAACCAGCUGUUCUGACAGAGGAAGUACAGUGAGCAUAAAUGAGCGGCUGACAGACCUUUGUGCAUGGAAUUCAAUGACUGGGCUGGAAGAUCGUCACUAUCCCUACAUCAUGUCAUCUGACCUCCAGACAUCCACUUCCCCUUUUGCCAACGGGACGAACUUGACAAUGGCGCCCGAUUCUCAGCAGCCUUGUGUCGAUUACAAGGCGCUGCACUGCCCGCUUGCGUUGCUUUACUCCGUCAUUUUUGUUCUGGGUCUGCUUGGGAAUGUGAUGGCUCUGUGGGCUUUGUUCCACGUGCGCUCCAAACGGAACUCGGUGCGAGUUUUCCUCAUCAAUGUGGCAUUCGCCGACCUUCUCCUGGUGGUCUGUCUGCCAUUCAGGAUUCUCUACCAUGGCCGGGGGAACGUCUGGACCUUAGGCCCCACGCUGUGCAACGUGGUGGGCAACUUGUUCUACAUGAACAUGUACAUCAGCAUUACGCUGCUGGGGCUGAUCAGCGUGGAUCGCUACUUGAAGAUCCACCGAGGAACCAAGGCACAGAGCAGGCUGCAGUCCACAAAGUGGAGCACUGCCAUCUGUGCGGCUAUCUGGAUCAUGGCCUUUGGUUUGGCUUCAGCCUUCUUCAUGCGAAAGACUUCAUCGCAGGUGAACAGGUGUUUCCACUACAAACAGCUCAAAGAUGCAAAGUGGAAAGCAUACAUCAACAUUUGCAUGGUGGUAGUCUUCUGGCUGGUGUUCAUCUCCCUGGCAGUGUCCUAUAUGAAGAUUGCCCUCAAGCUUCUGAAGAUAUCACAGAAUAAACCUAACCUGCCCAAUGCUCACCACUAUUCAAGAACCGCGAGGAAAUCCUUCUUCAUCCUGUUCCUCUUCACCAUUUGUUUCGUCCCAUAUCAUGUGAUCAGGGUGUUCUACAUCAAAACCCAAAUUACAGACACUUCCUGCUAUUGGAGGGGUGUGGCCGACCAAGCCAAUGAAUUGGCCCUGCUUUUUUCGGCUCUUAAUACCUGCCUGGAUCCUAUUCUUUUAUUCCUCUUGUUGUCCUCUGUGAGGAAGGAGGUGCGGCGCUUGAUGGGCAACGUGUUUCGUGUACGAGAUACUUCGGUGGGAGUUAGCGGGAGCAGCUCCACGGUGGAAAUGGAAGGGAGAAGUGGGAGGCCUGACAGAGGGCAAGCGAAUGUCCCAGCUUCUUUGAAAUGAAGCAUUUGAUUGGCUUGUUCGGAGUUCAACUGUAGGGUCUACCGAAAGGACUGCACAAUAACAUUUCAGGUGAUAUGCUAGAUGAACCACUAAACUGCCACAGGCACAACUUUCAGAUUUCGUAUAAAUUAAAACAAUAUGCAAAAAUCAGCAGUGCAAUACGAAUCCCUUAACUUUGCCAGGUCCUUUUUCGGUUAUUUUGGUAAUUAUGCCGUCAAAGACAUUAUUUCACGCUUCGUGCGGCCGACUUGAAUCACUUUUUGUUCCAAGGGAGAUAUUUCCUUCUUCCCAGCAGUGAUGAAUGUAGCAGUAAAGUCAGACAAAAAUGGUGUUAACUCCCUGUGAGGUGGCCAUGGAAAGAACAACAAUGGCGAUCCAAAAGCAGACAGUGUUCUUCCAUUAGUCACUGCAAUGCAAUCAGCGAGACGUCUCGUUGAAACGAAACCAAAGUCAAGACGCAGACAUCAAAGCCCACGUUUGAUGAUCAUAAGCUCCAGAACAACUUUUAUAGACAUGAAAGCGUGAGGUUCAACUCUUAAAACAUAAUGUCCGUGCAUUUGUAGCUAUAAAGUACAUGCUUUUUUUUUCUCGCCUCUUGGCUUUACACAGUCUUGUUAGUUUCUCAGUAUAAAUUCCAUGUAUUGGGUGGAGUGACGCAAAACACUAAGUUAGAACAACUGUGCCAUCUAGAGGCUCAUCAACCUGUAGCACUUAACUAGAAGCUGAGCAGAAAGUCCUACACCCAUGACUGCCUAACAUUUUUUUUGUAUGUUUUACUUGUGUGAUGAAAGAAAUAAAGAUUUUUAUACAGUGAA
Messenger RNA from Syngnathus typhle (broad-nosed pipefish), 2291 nucleotides. Its product is annotated as probable G-protein coupled receptor 34. Gene Ontology annotation, cellular component: membrane. The transcript has 3 exons. Gene Ontology annotation, molecular function: G protein-coupled purinergic nucleotide receptor activity. The record is from RefSeq and is a predicted model, not a curated record. Lineage: Eukaryota; Metazoa; Chordata; Actinopteri; Syngnathiformes; Syngnathidae. Bases 352 to 1476 code for a protein of 374 amino acids. Gene Ontology annotation, biological process: G protein-coupled receptor signaling pathway.